Loxodonta africana (African savanna elephant) is the source of this 935-nucleotide messenger RNA. RefSeq names its product vomeronasal type-1 receptor 1-like. Gene Ontology annotation, molecular function: pheromone receptor activity. Gene Ontology annotation, biological process: G protein-coupled receptor signaling pathway. NCBI's taxonomy places the organism in Eukaryota, Metazoa, Chordata, Mammalia, Proboscidea, Elephantidae. Gene Ontology annotation, cellular component: membrane. The record is from RefSeq and is a predicted model, not a curated record.
AACAUCCUGUAGAUAUUGACGUGAUGGUUUCUGCCAGUGUGGAAAAAGGGAUCCUCUUCCUCACUCAGAUAGGAGUUGAGAUCCUGGGAAACUCAUCACUUCUUUGUCUUUAUAACUUCACUUUGAUCACUGGGCACAUGUUGAGACCCACAGACUUGAUUCUCAACCAAGUGGUCUUGGCCAAUUCCUUGGUACUUUUUUCUAAAGGGAUCCCUCAGACUAUGGCAGCUUUUGGACUGAAUUUUUUCCUGGAUGAUGCUGGAUGCAAACUUGUCUUCUAUUUGCACAGAGUAGGCAGGGGGGUUUCCCUCAGCACCAUCUGCCUCCUCAGUGGCUUCUAGGCCAUUAAGCUUUGCCUCAAGUUCUCUAGGUGGUUGGAGGUCAGAAUUAGAUCCCCAGUGUGCAUUGGCUCCUACUGUUUCCUCUGCUGGAUCCUGCAUCUCUCAUUAAAUAUCUUAAUUCCUUUGACAGUGAACGGGCCACAAAAUAGCACAAACGCAGGUGUGCUAACUAAUUUUAGAUACUGUUCUGUGCUCAUUCUGGGGACAGUGAUACAAAAACUACAUGCUGUCAUGCUCUCCUUCAUUGAUGCGAAUUUGGGCUUCAUGGCCUGGGCAAGUGGCUCCAUGGUCCUUGUCUUGCACAGACACAAGCAACGAGUCCAACACAUUCACAGCAACAGCCUCUCCUGUAAACCUUCUCACGAGGCCAGAGCCACACGCACCAUCCUCAUCCUGGUGAGCAUUUUUGUCUCCUUUUACUCUCUCUCUUCCAUUUUGACUAUCUAUGUUUCUCUAACUGUAAAUCCAGGCCAGUGGCUGAUAGACAUCUCUACACUCAUGGCUUCAUGCUUCCCAGCAUUCAGCCCCUUUGUGCUCAUGACCAGUGAUGGCCAUGUCUCUCAGUUCUUCUUUGCCUGCCAUGCGAGAAAAUAG